Molecule: messenger RNA, 2681 nt
Organism: Adineta ricciae
Lineage: Eukaryota; Metazoa; Rotifera; Eurotatoria; Adinetida; Adinetidae
Source: the annotation of a GenBank genome assembly
ACCCGAUGAACAAUCCAUGGAGAUGAUACUGAUGAGAUAUGAUCUAGCACUAAAUCCAGAAUAGAUUGCACGAACGAUGCGCGAAGCUUUGGAAUAUUUUCACUUCAAUACUGUACUACUCUCUGAAAACGAUAAUUUUUCAAUUCGAUCCUUUUUUGAAUAUACCUUGAGAAUUCGAUAUCUCGGCAAUAAAGGCGCAAGGGCACAAAUCCCUAUGGGGUUUUUCAUACCUCAUUGAGGUCUACUUGUCGCCAAAAGAUGGGACCUAAAGGCCUUAAACACCUGGGGAACUUCCCUCGUUAGUGAGUCGAAUGUGUGGCAAUGCUUUUCAAGAUUUGACGGAAAUACUAUCAAUCGAUAGUGUAAAUAAGUUACUCAUGGCCGAAAAAGAUAUUCUAUCUGUUUUCCAGAAAAAAUAUCGAGAACUUGAAACUGUAUAUGAACAAGCAUGUCUUCAUCUUGCUGAUGGUUCUAUGAUGCUCAAACCAGGUCUACGUUUGGAUUUCGAUCGUUUUAUGUCUUCUCUUCGAAAUGUAAACGAUCAUAGCCAACAAUAUGCGAAUACCCAUAUUUCUAAGGAUGAUCUUAUUUCAUCAAUGAGAAAACUGAUAGAUUCACAUCGGUUGAAUCAAACGAAUGGCACAGGAAAUAACUGUUCAUUUCUGCAAGCUUUUAUUGAAAAUAUCUCCAAUAAUCUUGUGAGAAACAAGAACAAUUAUCGAUACAGUGAAUCUGUGCAAAACUUUGCACAUGCAUUGUAUAUUUUAGGUGGACGAAAUUGUUACGAGUUCGUACGAUUGAAUCUACUAGGUGCACUUCCGGGAUUAAGUACCGUAAAUGAUAGUUUAAGAAAAGUGGGAGGUAAUAUCGAAGAAGGUGUAUUUCGAUAUGAUACUCUACGUGAUCAUCAAAAACUUUGUAACUAUCAAUUUGCUGUUUGUUCGGAAGAUUCGACUGCAGUAAUAAAUAAAAUUACUUACAAUAGUAUAACUAAUACUUUCACAGGAUUCUCAACUCCAUUGAGGUAUGGAAUUCCUAUAUCCCGACACUUUCACACGAAUUCGUUUGAUCAGUUGAAAGCAUGGUGUGAGAAUAAUGAUAUCGAGCCAAAAGAUCGUCAGAACUAUGCAUCAUGUUUAAAAAUCGCAAGUGAUGAUGUUCUUCUAGCACUCGACGAUGUUGAUGAAUCUCAAUCUACACGAAUUUAUUUAUUUCUCUUACGCAGUAUCAUAACAGCUUAUGUCGACCAUAAUACACCGAUUCUCAAACGUUUUUAUCAUAGCUGGUUUGCCGUAUUUUUGUGCCGAAUCUGGUACACCUGGCUGCAUGCAGCUGAUAAGAAGGAUAUGUUAAGAUAUUACUACGAGAAAGAUAGAAAGAAUUUAUUUAUUACUUCACCAGCACAUUUUUCUAUUGAAUUGAAUGCACACAGUUUGCUUUCGAUUUGUCUACUCGUAUGUCAACAGACUUUACCUGAUUCUGUUUUAACAAUAUCAAACUAUCAUUCACAAUCUUGUGAAUCUACAUUCAGACUUGCGAGAUCAAUUUCAGGUGUAUUUUCUUCUGUUGUAAAUUUCACAACAGACCAAUUUUUGAAGCGAGCUGGUAAACUUUCUAUUUUCACUGACCUCGAGAAUCGAAGUCAGUCAGGUCAACUAGACUGUCCGAUUGAAUUUCCAAAACAUCAUAAACGGCGGCGAAAAAAUGCUGCUAUGAAAAAAUUAGUUUCUGAUUCAUUAUUUACUGAUCUCUCUCAUGAUAGUAUACGCAAAAUUAUUAAACAGGCGUUUGACGAUGCUUAUAAUCUUCUCUCAAAAGUCGAUAUUAAUAUUGUCUUAGAGAAAAAGAAAAAAAGUAACAUGAAUCAAAUCAGUUCCUUUCAACAUACUGAAUUUGAAAAGAAAUUCAAAAAAGCUGGAUACGAAGGUGACGAGAGUUACCUUACCGAUGAUGAAGAUGAUGGAUCAAAUCGUGAUCAAUCUGAUACUAGUUGGUUAAUGAAUCUGCAAGGACAGGAUUCGUCUGAUGACGAAGAUGAUUUAGUUUCAGUUUCAGCAAAUGAUAAGUCCGAAUUUAAUGGAAUGAGAGUGUUUGAUACUAUCUCGCCUUCAUUAGCUAACUCUUACUUUCGUAUUGAAAUUGAUGGAAAGGAAAAGUUCAUCCACAAGCAAACUGCUUGUUGGUUGUUUACUGAUGUCAAAGCUGAAUUAUCAGCUGAUCGACGAGUACAACUGGAAUCCUGGGAGUACGAAAUCCGCCGUUUCUCCCUUGGUUUAUUUGCCAUUCAUCAUCUCAAACUAUUUCUCGAUGAUACCGAAGGUGACACUGAAUUAGAACAACAACUCAAAUGUUAUCUUUUUGACAAAAUGACAAAAUACAUUGAUGACGAAAAAGAACAAAUGCGUAUGUUACGGUCGGUUGUACAUGGAUCGAUGAACAUGAAGGGCAAACGAGCGACACUUGUUGAAGAAUUUCGACGUUAUUGCCUUCUAGCUGCAAAAUUCAUGGAGUUGAAGCAUGCUGAUUCUACAGUUUUACAAUUUUGGUCGACAUAUGCCCGUGAAUUUCCGAUCUUGUCGUCUUUGUCCCGCCGCUUUCUAGCUACACCUGACACCAGCGUUCCUGCUGAAGCCGGGUUUCAAUCUCAAGUUUUAUCGGUCGUAAAGAACGAUCUCGUUUAA